This is a messenger RNA of Poeciliopsis prolifica (blackstripe livebearer), 2228 nucleotides long. RefSeq names its product inactive phospholipid phosphatase 7. The coding region runs from base 466 to 1335 and encodes 289 amino acids. Gene Ontology annotation, molecular function: sphingosine-1-phosphate phosphatase activity. Gene Ontology annotation, cellular component: nuclear envelope. The record is from RefSeq and is a predicted model, not a curated record. NCBI's taxonomy places the organism in Eukaryota, Metazoa, Chordata, Actinopteri, Cyprinodontiformes, Poeciliidae. The transcript is spliced from 3 exons.
CUCUUUACGUCAUGGCGCACCGCUUCAUCUGAAUCCUGGUUGUGCGUGAACUACGUCAAAACCUGCGCCGCAGCACCAUAUGCAGCACGGACACAGCUGCAUUGUCUCCCUCCUUUCUUCAUACUCUCUCGGGUUUUGCUACGUCCAGAAUAUGGCGACUCGCUCCCAGGAUGUGAGAGAUGUGUGACGGCUGCUGCCGGGAGGAUGUGAUGCCGGAGGUUCUCGGGAUUGGCUGGAAGCUGGUGCCAUUCAAUAGCUGCGCUCUGCCCGUCUGCUUGAUAUAAACAACAUGGACAUCGCGCAUUCCCCACACACUAAAUAUAGCUAUUAAGGCCACAGGAGGGGGAGGACUGGUGUUAUUCCGAGACAGUGGGCCGUCGUGGUGAACUCGAGCCACCUGAAUUACCUUCCGGGGAUUUUAUCUUUUAUUGGGGCCUCAGAAGGAAAACUCGAUUCCGACCGAACAUGCCCUCGGCGAACAACGUGAGAUCCAGGGCGCGGGAGAGGAACAGCGUCCUGAGCAGACCCGAGUUCAUGUCUCUGAAUCAUCAGCCCCUCCGCGGCGGCGCCGGGCCCCCGGAGAGCCGCUGCGGUCCGAAACGCGCGCCUCAAACCAAGCACCAAGCGAUCCAGAAGAGCGAAGAACCUACCGAGGGCGGCAGCAAGGACAGAAGAGAGUCCACCAAGAUGCCAGAGGAAGACUGCAUGCAGCUCAACCCUUCCUUCAAAGGGAUAGCAAUGAACUCCCUCCUCGCCAUUGACAUCUGCCUGUCCAAACGAAUGGGGGUGUGCGCCUCCACGGCGUCCUCCUGGGGAGGCUGCAGGUCCAUGGUGGCCCUGCUGGCGCUCACGGGGCACGGCAUCACGUGGAUCAUUGGCACUAUCGUAUGUCUGACACGGAGCAACACUCUGGCUGGUCAGGAGGUUCUCGUCAAUCUGCUGCUGGCCCUCAUUCUUGAUGUCAUGACGGUGGCUGGAGUCCAGAGACUGGUGAAGCGCAGAGGACCGUGGGAGAUGACGCCGGGCUUCUUGGAUUGCGUCGCCAUGGAUGUGUACGCUUUCCCUGCUGCUCAUGCCAGUCGGGCUGCCAUGGUCUCCAAAUUCCUGCUGUCUCACCUGGUCCUGGCCGUGCCGCUGCGCAUCCUGUUGGUGCUGUGGGCCUUCCUGGUGGGCAUUUCUCGAGUGCUCCUGGGUAAACACCACCUAACUGACAUGGUGUGUGGCUUCGCUCUGGGCAUGUUUCACUUCAGUCUGAUGGAGACGGUAUGGCUGUCCUCAAACACUUGUCAGACUCUCAUAUCCAUAAGUACACUCAGCUGGAGCCCUUUUUAUUGAGCUUUGCUCGGCUUACAUGAUGCUGCAACUAAUAUUUCAACUGUGCAAUACUGCAGACUUUGCUCUUUGGUCUCAAGGAGCUAUUUAUGCAGCAGGGAGGUUUUACUAAGCUGUGACCACAGAAAGCUGAUAUUUGGAUGCAGAUGCUGACUUGCAUGCAAUAAGCAGAAAAUAAAUAAAUUAAAAAAAAAUUAAAAAGUCACAUGGGCCCCUGGACCCUUCAGGAUUUUCAUACAGCUUACUAAGUUCUAGAUUUUAUCUUUAAUCCCCAGGUUUAGCAAACACUGAAGACAAAAAAUCUCAAAAAUGUUAUCCUGUUUUCAUCAGUAAUUUAACCUGGAAUUUCUCUUCUGGUUCUUGAUUGGAUCUUGCCUCCAUUCAAUUUUGCUAUGUCUCAUUCUUCCACUUCCUUUCUUUGAUUUUUUUUAAACUGACACCAUAAUGAACAGUGUAGGGAGUUGGUUGUAGUACAUAUCCUACAUUUCAUCAUUCUUAUUUGGCACUGAUGUAAUAUUUGUAUAUUUUUGAUUGAUUUUUUGCACUUUUUAUUGUGAAGUUCCACUCUUUACCCUUUUUUAUGCAGCUGAUUUGAACCAUUUGUGCACAGAUACCAAGGAGAAUUCAACAUUUUUCUUAUACUUUCAAAAAUGAACCUCACAAAUUGUAUUGGUUUGUCAUUAAAGGCUCUCUGACUCGCUGAAAAGCUGCAGCAUAUGUGUGCAUAUGAAGUGUGUUUUGUUUUCUUUCUUACUUUUUGGUGGAACUUGUUUGAUAUUUAAAAUGAACAAUGUAUAGUGUACAUGAGUUAGCUUUGUACUGUGCAGAAAUCUGUGUACAAUGUUUACACUUUGUUGCUGCAUCUCAAAAAUAAAACCAGAUGUACAGUUGCAAAA